AUGCCACAUAACAACCACGCACACAACCACUUCGCCGCUCUCGUCGUGCCGGACCACAACCAGUCCUUCCAGCAGCCCCACCCCGCCGCACAGGCCCAGCACCUCUUCGACGCGAGGGACCAUCACCCCCAUUCCCCAGUCUUCUCCAUUCAUCACGACGAACACUCCGCCCAGUCCCAGCCGCAUACCGCCCACUCCAAUUCCUCCCCGAGGAACUCCCACACCGCCACUACACAUCACAUGAAUCGCAAGCCGAAGAGGUCGCCCCAUCAGAGACAAAUCCCACACCCCAUCGUUGGCCAUCUCCGCCAGCAGCAGCAACAGCAGCAGCAGCAGCAGCAACAACAGCAACGGCAACAACAGCAACAGAAUCAGCACCAUCAUCAACAGCAGCAGUCCCCUCAACAGCACCAACAGCAACAGCCACAGCUGCACGUGCACCAUCCGGUCGGUCAAAACCCCCGCCCGCACGUUGCCGCAGACCAUCUCUACUCGCAACAGCAACAAAACCCACAACCAUCGCACCCCCACCACCACUCGCAGCAGCAGCAGCAGCGUCAACAGCAGCACCAAGAACAACAACAGACCGCCCCGCAAAACCAACAGUCGGACCGCGGUGUUCAAGCCGCUGCCGCCGCAGCUGCUGCCGCCGCCGCUGUUGCCGCCGCUCACGCACAGCAACAAGCACACCAAGCCAUGCUUCCAACCGACAAUGCCGCCGCCGCCGCCGCCGCUGCACACCAGCAGCAAUCGCAUCUUGUCGCCCAACAGCAGCAAAACCCGGCCGCCGCCGCCGCUGCCGCUGCCAUUCGUGCCUCCACGGGCUCGUUUAAUCCCUCCCAGCUGACAGAUCAAGCCACCCCCAACGUCCCUCAUUUUGGAUUUGAUGACGUCGGAAGACGUCGCCAAAUGCCGCAAGGCACUGCCCAUCAGAAUUCCGUUAUGCUCACCUUUUCGGACAAUUACAUGCAACAGCAGCAGCAACAGCAAGCCCAGCAACAGCAACAGGCUCGCCAGCAACAACAGUCCCAGCAGCAACCGCAGCAACAGGCUCAAGCAUCUCAACAGCAGCAGCAGGACGUCAUCACGGAUGGACGCCCAAGGCAGCCUGCCGGUAUGUCGGAGCCGCUCGCUCAGCAGCAACGCGACUUCCAAUCUCGGUUUGAAGGUGAUGCCAACCCCAUGGUGCAACAGACUAUGACCUACGAUAUCAAGGACGACAAUAUGGACAGCAAGAGGAUGAUUACUUCCAAUGCUGCAGCCGCUGCCAAUGCUACAGCAGAAGCAGUUCUCGCAAAUUCCCAGGUCGUCGACCAGACUGCUGUGAGUCGUGUAGCCGCAGCCGCCGUUGGGGUGACAGGGGCUGCCCCACUCUCACAAGGCAUGGUUGCAGGUCGAGCCGCCGCACGCAUCGGACCCGACGGUCGCGCAAUAGCCGCCGCGGCACCCUUUUUACAUGGAACUGUUGAAAAGAGAGUUGCCUGCGAGAGCUGCGGCCUUUUGUUUGGAGAUGUCGGUUCACUAAAGCGUCAUGCUGCUCGUUCUCAUCGCGCUGCAACGGGCAAAGGACCCGUCUAUUGCUCGCAAUGCAACGCUUCGUUGAAGAAUGAGCAAAACUUGAGAAGACAUAUCGCUGUGUGCCACUCGGGAGACCAAGAACAUCGCUGUGAAAGUUGCACAGCUUCGUUCAGCUCGAGAGGCUCACUACGAAUUCACCAACAACAGGUCCACGCGCUUCCCUCGGCAUCAGCCAAGGCAGCAAGAGGUCGCGGUCGUGGUGGCGCGGCCGGUGGCCGAGGCGGGAGCCGCGCUCGAGGAGGCAUCUCAAAGUCAGCCAAGUCGGACAAAUCGUAUGUUUGCGACAUGUGCACUGACACAUUCAAGUGGAAGGGAAAUCUCAAGAGGCAUAGAGAGCUUCGUCACUUGCAUUUGCGUCCUUUUGUAUGUCGUAUUUGUAAUGCAAACUUUGGUACGAAGAGUAAUAUGAGAGUUCACUUGAUCACUCAUAGUAACGGAACCCAAGCACAAAAGUAG
Chondrus crispus (carragheen) is the source of this 2034-nucleotide messenger RNA. RefSeq lists its product as hypothetical. The transcript has a single exon. Lineage: Eukaryota; Rhodophyta; Florideophyceae; Gigartinales; Gigartinaceae. The record is from RefSeq and is a predicted model, not a curated record. Gene Ontology annotation, molecular function: DNA-binding transcription factor activity, RNA polymerase II-specific; RNA polymerase II transcription regulatory region sequence-specific DNA binding. The coding region runs from base 1 to 2034 and encodes 677 amino acids. Gene Ontology annotation, biological process: regulation of transcription by RNA polymerase II. Gene Ontology annotation, cellular component: nucleus.